UAUUUGGAAUCUUGAUGUCAUAUUGACGUUCUUUUUUGUUACGACACAAUAAACAGCUGAUGGGAUACCGUGUUCGUUCCAUGUUAAAUUAUUUCUGAUAAAAUGAGCCUCUUAAAAAAGUGCGCGCAGCAGCUGUUGGAAAAGACAAACUUGAGCUCACAAACGAUUGCAGCGACCACUUCUGCAUUCCAUACCAGUCCAGUAUGCAAUCGCGUGCAAGCCGGUCGCUAUCGUGUCACGACAAAGCGCAACCGUGCACUUACUUAUGAAAUGGCAAAUCCACCUCAUUACAUAGCGCAUCGUAAAGCUUGGAAUUCAUGGAACACAUCAACAAUGUUGGAUGGACUACGCUCUUCGCAGACUGCUAUUGAAGAUUUAUUUAUGCGUAAAUUUAUGACUGGUACUUGGCAUGCGCUUAUUGUUUCCGAGGUGAUAAUUAAGCGACAGCACAAUAUGAUAAGGAUUUCUGCUAUUGUCCGCCAAGCCAUAAGCCCGAGAAAGAUGUACUUCCUUAUUGGUUACACUGAAGAGCUUUUAUCUUAUUGGUUGCAGUGUCCCGUCACAUUGGAGUUGCAAACAGUGGCGGACAAAAAUGAUGUUAUAUUCAAGUAUAUUUAAGUUAAUUUGAGAUGUUCAUUCAAAGAGAUGUAUUAACAAAAUAAAGCGCAGUCUUAACGAUAUCUCUUUAUCAGUGUACUGUAA
Messenger RNA from Ceratitis capitata (Mediterranean fruit fly), 702 nucleotides. RefSeq names its product 28S ribosomal protein S24, mitochondrial (gene mRpS24). The transcript is spliced from 3 exons. Gene Ontology annotation, cellular component: mitochondrion. The record is from RefSeq and is a predicted model, not a curated record. NCBI's taxonomy places the organism in Eukaryota, Metazoa, Arthropoda, Insecta, Diptera, Tephritidae. Gene Ontology annotation, biological process: translation. The coding region runs from base 103 to 618 and encodes 171 amino acids.